GAAAAAGAGACGUCGACCCGUCUCGCGCCUUCUCUCGCGCGAAUCAGUUCUCCGACCGAACACACGACGGCGACUCGCCAAACCGCGGGACUCGGGUAAAAGCGACGAGGGUAUCGCGUUGUCGCUCGACGUCGUCAUCGGCCACUCCAAGUCGCGUUCUCGAAGAGACACCUCGAGAGACACCCCCGCGUGUGUGACGCAUCGCGACGGGGUGGAGAGAGAUUACAAGCACGCGGCGGAGCAACAGUGUUCGGCGACCUUCCUCUGGAGUGCGCCGGCCGUAGACGGUGAUAGGGGGCGAGUCAGGUGUCUCCACCAACGGUACGAGGAUCCCGAGAGGGUCGCGAGGUCAGCGAGAGGGCAUCGUAUCUCUGCGAAGGCGUGGUGGGUCACGUUUGCGUGAUUUGUGACAGCGCACGGAGAUAACGCGCUUCCGUAAACACGUGAGACAUGGGCUUGAUAGUGAAAUCAAUCGCGACAUGUGCCGACGAAUCCAGAGAUAGAUAUCUAAUCGAGUAAGAUAGAUUAGCGAUAACAUCGAGUACAGACGAAGGAGAGACGGAAGAGAGAGAAAGAGAAGAGACAGAGUUUGAAGGACGGUAUUUUCGCUAGUUAUUAUGCAUCAUCCGAAAAUCUCGGUCAAUCUCUCAACGACGUCUCCCCCAACGAUCUGAUCUCGUCGACUGCUCGCGAGAAGUGUCGCAUGCGGCGGAUUUUUUACGCAAUUCGGCGUGGCUACGCGAGCCGAGGGAUACCCCGAGAGAGCAGACCGCGACAAAGGCGGUAGUCGGGCAUGGUCGCGGAGGAUGAGGAAGAAAUACAAAAAUAGCUGUCCCCGUGGUUGACCAGUGGAGAUGCACAGCUGACCAGCCGCGUCAGUGAGCGAGAGAACGCGUGAGAGAGAGAGAGAGAUAGAGAGAGAGAAAAACAGAAAGCGAGAGGAAGAGAAGGAGAGAGGGAGCGAGAGCCUCGACGUUCGAUCAGCAUCGGCGACAUGCCGCGACUCGCGUCGGGACGACCGGACGAAGAAUCGAUCCGAUCGCGGUGUUUCGUGUAAACGCUCCGACUGCAAACACACCACGUGCCUUCACCGUCGUCGUGAACAGCUCCGCUAUCCUGGGCGUCGCGACGCCCACCCCCACUCGCCCGGCCGUCGACUCAUCGCGUCGAAAUCGUGCCAUUUCCGACGAAUUGUUUUCCUUUCGUUCGCACACGAGCGAUCCAACAAACGACGUCGUGGAGAUGUCCUCCGAGUCAUGCGCCUCACCGAGACGUCAACGUUCCGCGAUCUCGACUCUCGUAAAGUCUGACUUGGAUCCCGUCGAGUCCAGCAAGAUCCGCGAGUACCGCCGAGGAGUGCCUGUCAGGAACGCGAACCUCCCGAGGAUCGAAGCCACGAGGUUGUUGACCCACCGCAUCGCGACGCCGUCGCGUCAAUAUUUUUCGGCUAUAUCGGGUCGCUCGAUCGCAAAUUGAGACUCACGAGGAUUCGACGCGCGUGUCAGCUGUAAGCGAUAUGAGAGCCCAUCGACGAGAGAGGACCGAGUAUCGCGUCGAGGACGGACGUUGCCGGCGAGCGACGGAGGUAUCGUCGUCGUCGUAGCUCUCUCCAAAUCGCCGACGACGAUUACGUGACGAUCCAGGUGGAGGCCAACCACCAGUUCCUCGGUGGAAAUCACGAAAACGCCGCCCCCGCGAGAAAGAUUCCGACGAAGAUUCCCGCUAUAAAUAGAUGUCUUCUCGCGUGGAUCCCGUCUCUUGAAGCACACGCGUUAUCGGAGUGACAACGCGUACACGUGCGACACGUAUGUCGGCCGUUCGACAAGGUGGUACCGACCUUCCCCGCGGAUCGACGGCAGAAGGUCGUAUCGUCGUGACGCUCCAGGCCGACGAUCUUAGACGUAUACCUAGAUAGAGACGAGAACUCCGGGUCCAAAUCAACGUGGCUUCGAGCCUUUCUCGCUCUUCGCGACAGUCUCAAUCGCGACACAUCGAUAUCGCCAAGACCAAGACCAAGAACAACGACCAUACAUCUCGGCGCCCUCCUGGCGAACGAAUAGACACGAGACAAGAGCAUCCGCUUCGGAGACCACGACCUCUUUCUCGUUUAGCUUCGCUCUUCGGCCUCUUCGUAUCCGCUAAGAAGCCAGAGGAAAGCAGACGAAUGCAUCGCUGAUUUACACCGCGAUCGUCGUCCGACUACAGCAACGAAAGAUCUUUCUUUCCCCUCCCUCCGUUGAGUCUCAAGUCGUUACGUUACGCUAUCUUACGGCUGAUCACUAUGCUCAACUCGUGUUGUGCUUUUUUCUAUCGUGCUCGUGCAUUGUACGCCGCGAGUGUUUUUUCCUAGUGUUUUAGUAUUAUCGAUACACUAGAGAUAGGGCCCGUUGCGCCCUAAACGGUCAAACGCGGAGGUCUCUCGGCUGUCCAGAUACCUGAAAAUCCUCUUCCUGAGAUGCCUGUUAGACGAGGUCACGUGGCGCCCAGAACUACGAUCAUCGAGACCAUCAUCAGAAAGUUCGAUACGCACGAUCGAAGCUUUUUAGUGGCGAAUGCGCAACAGGGACUAUGCCACAUUAUCUACUGCUCGGACGGUUUCUGCCGGCUGACGGGCUUCUCAAGGGCCGAGGUGAUGCAGCGUCCGGCGGUCUGCGACUUCCUCCAUGGACCAAUGACGUCGCCGCAUGCGGUCGCGGCCCUACGAGACGCCCUCGUCGCUGGCGUCGAAAAACACUUCGAGAUCCUCUACUACAGAAAGGAUGGAACCAAGUUCCUCUGCAGCGAGGUGAUAGCGCUAAUAAGGAGCGAGGUGGACGACAUUUGCCUACAAAUCAUAAACUUCGAGGACCUGAGCUCGCAGCCGCCGCCGCAGCCUGCGAUCCCACCGCCGAGUCAGGCCAACAACAGGCUCGCGACACGCUUCGACAGGGCAAGGGCGUCCUUCCGGGCUGGCUUGUCGAGGACCGGUGUCGUUGGUCCACCAAGGGUCCGGAAUCGACCGCGCACGACGACUAAUUUGCCUCAUCGACUUGCUGACGGGACCAUCCUCGACGAGGACGCUUCUGAGAACUGCCCGUUAACAUGUGGUUCGCCCACAAUGAUGGAAUCUUGGGGCCCUGGGAGAACCGGCACGCCACCGCCGGGUCUGCCACCCCCGCCCUCGGCGGGGAGCAACAACAAUGGUGGCGCAACAACAUCAACGACCAUCCCGAGUGUCAUACCGCAGCCCGGCACUACCGCUCCCAUCGCCAGUCCCGAGGGAGUGAGCGAUGUCUCACAAAAAUCGGGACUCUGGGAGGGCGUAAAUACAUCGGGAGGCGCCGCGGAGGGUCCUUCGCGAAGUGUUUCUCAUGCAGCGAGUUUGGACGCGAUCUCGAAGAGAGCCGUGAAACCGGAAACAACGAGGGCACCUUGUCGCAGCCUUACUUGCAGCGUCUUAGCGGGCCGAGGGAGCGAACACGUCACCCUCGAGCGACGACCAGCCACAGUCGAUAAUCUAGCUGAAGCAACGAAACAUUCGAAAAUCUUUCCUGGCGUUGCUUCUGAAAGCGAUCUGCAGAAAUGGCGAACGUCCAAGGACCGAAAAUCGCCAUCUCUGAGUCAGAUGGGGCCGGAUUCCAUCAAGCACAAAUUUUCCUUACAAGACAAUGGAUCUGCAAAGUAUUUUCAAGGAGCGAUGCACACACCAAACAUGGGAGAAAAAGUCGCUCAGGUACUGUCUCUCGGAGCAGACGUCCUCCCAGAGUACAAAUUACAAUCCCCCAGAAUCCACAAGUGGACCAUAUUACACUAUUCGCCGUUCAAGGCAGUCUGGGAUUGGAUUAUAUUGCUGCUCGUGAUGUACACCGCCAUAUUUACGCCGUACGUUGCCGCUUUCGUUCUAUCGGAUCCGGACUAUAACAGCAGAAAGAACAAAAAAUACAGUGAUGAUCCCAUCGUUAUCAUAGACUUUAUAGUCGACGUCACCUUCAUCGUGGACAUUAUUAUAAAUUUUCGCACGACGUUCGUCAACAGCAACGAUGAAGUAGUGUCCCAUCCUGGAAAGAUAGCCGUCCAUUACCUGAAGGGUUGGUUCAUCAUCGACCUGGUGGCUGCCAUUCCCUUCGACCUCCUACUCGUAGGCUCGGAUACUGACGAGCUCGGCUUGGACAAGGACGAGACAACAACUCUGAUCGGACUCCUGAAAACGGCCCGUCUACUGCGUCUUGUUAGGGUAGCCAGAAAGAUCGAUAGAUACAGCGAAUACGGAGCUGCAGUUUUGUUGCUCUUAAUGGCCACCUUCGCUCUCAUUGCUCAUUGGAUGGCGUGCAUAUGGUACGCUAUAGGAAACGCCGAGAGACCAACCCUGAAGAGUAAGGUUGGUUGGCUGGAUAUUUUAGCCAACGACACGCAUCAAUUUUAUUUUCACAAUAACACUGGUGGGCCGAGUAUAAAAAGUCGCUACAUCACGGCGCUGUAUUUUACCUUCAGUAGUCUUACGUCCGUAGGCUUUGGGAACGUGGCGCCCAAUACCGAUGCCGAGAAAAUCUUUACAAUAAUCGUCAUGUUGAUCGGAUCUCUGAUGUACGCUAGCAUCUUCGGUAAUGUAUCGGCGAUUAUUCAAAGGUUGUACAGCGGCACGGCCCGAUAUCACACGCAAAUGCUCCGAGUUAGGGAAUUCAUAAGAUUCCAUCAGAUUCCGAAUCCCCUUCGGCAGAGAUUGGAGGAGUAUUUUCAACACGCAUGGACCUAUACGAAUGGCAUCGACAUGAACAGUGUUCUGAAAGGGUUCCCUGAGUGCCUUCAGGCUGACAUCUGUCUUCAUCUCAAUAGGAAUCUUUUAAACAAUUGCUCAGCUUUUGAGGGAGCAAGUCCAGGCUGUUUAAGGGCAUUAUCCUUAAAAUUUAAAACAACGCACGCGCCGCCGGGUGACACUUUAGUUCAUCGUGGGGACGUGUUGACCUCCCUCUAUUUUAUAUCCCGCGGGAGUAUUGAGAUUCUGAAGGACGACAUCGUAAUGGCCAUUCUGAGCAAGGACGACAUAUUCGGCGAGAAUCCGUGCAUUUAUCCGACAGUCGGAAAAUCGUCCUGUAAUGUUCGUGCCCUUACUUAUUGCGAUCUUCAUAAAAUCCAUCGGGACGAUCUGCUUGAUGUUCUGGCGCUUUAUCCAGAAUUCGCCAACCACUUCAGCCAAAAUCUCGAGAUUACUUUCAAUAUGCGAGACGAGGAGCAGGCUGGUGUCGAUCCAAUAUCAGCAAGGUUUCCUGUCAGCACUCCUACCGACGUCGAUAUCGACGCCAGGAGAUUCGCUUUCCGUCCACCAAGAUAUCGUCGAGGACCAGGUGGUGGUCCUGGCACAAAUCUUAUUCCCACAGGUCGACAAGAUUCCUUGCAAGACGAUCAAGAUGACUAUGAUAAGAGCAGCGGCCAUGGUAUCUUAGAGUUCAGCACGGACAAAGCCGGUCAAGACGUAACGCCUUUGAAUCUAGAAUUUGACGAGCCCAAGCAGAGAAGUACGACAUUGAAUUCGAUAACUGGCAUGCUAACCCAUCUCAAGCGCAGCAUACCGGAUCUACGUCAGCACAAGAUUCACCUGCAGCCGCUUACCAGCCACGAUUAUCUCGCCAAGCAAAUAACCACCCCACUGACGAAACCAGCGCGCCGAAGUUCCGCCGCUGGCGAGAGUAGCCUCAGUCAAAACGUCGUUCGUCCCACUUCGACAACGUCGAGCCACUACACCACACCAUCGCCCCCGCAGCAUCCUCAUUCCCAUGGCGACUUCCAGAGCGGCCCGGGUCGGCCCGUGGAGGAAAUCAACGCCAGGAUCGAUCUGCUGUCGCGACAGGUGUCCUCGCUGGAGCACUCGAUGGCCGGCGAUAUCAGAUUGAUCCUGAGCUUGCUCCAGCAGACGCUCAACUCGUCCAGGGAGAGCUCCAGCAUCGAGAUGAUGCCGGGAACGGCGGGGGCUGGCGCGAGACAAAGUAGCCGGGCGCCAGCGUUGGUUCAGAGAUCAGCGAGCGAACCGCAACCGCCGACGGUUCCGUCGAGCAACGGAAACGGGAAGAUUCAGCCCAGCACGUCGCACGGCUUGUUUAGUAGACCUCCCACGAGGGAGCCGACCUCCACGUCAUCGGGCACGUCGCGGCUGACCGUCACGUCGGAGACGUCCGCGCUUGCGACGGCGUUACAGACGGCGUUGAACAGUCGCACCGGACCCACGAGGUCGCAGAGCCAACCGGUCGAUUUGGCUGUACCGACCAGCGCACAGCAGCAGGCUCACGCUUGGCACAGUCAGCCCGCAGCCUUCAGAAGGGGUGAAUACCGGAGUGGCGUGCCCUGCGGCAGAUACAGCUCGUUCAAUAAACGAUCGGAGCAAGAGGGCGAGGAUCCCUGGAGCUGCAUAGCAUCGGAGGAACGAGGGGGUAAUGGCGCCCAGCGUCCUCGUAGCGGCGACUCGCGCAAGGACUCGUCGAAUCAUCGCGGUGGCAACGGUACCGAGUCCACGUCGGGGCAACAGGGUCGGUCCGAGGGCAGACAGCAGGAGGGCGGAGGCAGGGGCCAGCAGACGAGCGGAUCGCGACAGCAGGAGUCCUCGAGGCAGAUCAGCGAAGACAUGUCAUGGGAGUUUACGAUAAACGAAGCACCCAUCGCCAGGCUGGAAUCGCUGGACGAGCUCGAUCAAGAUCACGGUAGUUAAGGGGGAAGUGGAGGAAGGGGGAAAAAAUUCUGUCCUGUCAGCCGGGAGCUCAUAAUGAUCGGUUCCCUCGUUUCGUCGAGGGGAUGCGAAAAGUCGAACGUGACCGGGGCCGUUUUUGAUUCCUCCCUCGAGGAAAUCUCGUUUUUAAUUCGAUCGACAAUGUAGUCAACGCGAUGCGACGCUUAUAUCGAAGUUAAAUCAUACAGCCGAGCCGCGAGCAACGUAACGCGACGCCUGCAGGUCAACCUUAGAGCGUGUAACGUUAAAGGGAGCGUAGAGAGUUGAAAGUAGGAAUCUCCAUUUGCUAAUGAUUCGUUUAUAUUGAAGCUGAAAAAAUUAAAAAGAGUGACAUAGUUGAGGUAUCGUAAACGCUCUCUGUACAUCGACAUAAUUUUUUAAAUUUUUUAUUCGAAUUAUAAUUGAUAUGAAAAGUAUAAGAUACUUGUAAUAAUAUUCCAUAAAUGUGAGAAUUAAGAGAGUAUUAUAAUAGAAGAAUUUCGAAAAGUUAUAUAUUACGAUAAGAUAUUAUAUAAUUAUUAAGCGUUGAAAAAAUCGAAGAAAUUUGGCGUUUUUUUAAAAAUAAAUAUUAAAAUAUGAACUUUAUGCUUCCUCCAGUUACAUACGCUCUAGAACAUCAACGGACCUGUAAGCGCGAAGAUCAUUUUUUGUACUCGAAAUAUUGGCUGCGUAUGUAAUGUACAUUUUCGUAUAAUGUAAAUGUACUCUUUUUUUAUUUGUCAAGAGUUUCUCUCGCAUAAUAUCGACGGCCGUCAUGUCUCGUUUCGCUGUGCUAAUUCGGAUUAAUCGGUCGCUUGUUAAAAAACAUCGUACGAUUUAGGCUCUUAAAACAUUCGGCUUCAGGAGGAGCGCUUGUCUCUUUGGGAUUCCCGACAGCAGCAGUUCGGACAAUUCGAUAUUCGUUUCUUCAUAUCGAUUUUUUAAGCGAUCGAGAAGAGAAGCAAACGAAAGGAAUAUAUCGCCAAUUAGACGCCAAUUAUUUUACUCACACAGGAUCGCAAAUAAUUAUUUAUAUAUAUUUACACGUUGACACACUCGUACGCGUUGUAUAUCAUAAGAUAGGCACGUUAAAGGCGAAUGAAGUGCAUUGAAAGUACAUUGGAAUCGCUGAGAUUUUGACGGAGGACGAAAUCGCGAACCAAGUGUUUCGUCUUGCGCGAGAUUAAACAGUCAAACAAAAAAUAUCUAACCCGUUAGAUAUCGCAUAGAUACAAUAAAUAUGGCUGGAUGCGAAAAGUAUAAUGCUGAUGAUUAGAAAAGUAAACUAAGAAAAAUGAUUGUCUUAGCUGAUUUAUUAUCACGCGAAAUAUUUUGAUAGCCUUCGAGUCGCAUUUUCGCCGUCUUUCGAUGCUAAAAUGCGGUGGAAACGCGAUACCUUUGGAUCGAUAUCUAUUUGCUGGUGAAUGAAAGAGCGAAAAGAGUAAUUUGCGAGCGAAUAGUCGCGAUUUCUGGCGGGUUAUCAAUUAAGACGAUCGUUAGGGCACCUUCUUUUUUAUUCUCGCUUUAUAGGCAACGUUAGGUUUACGACGGUAUUAAGGUAACGAUAACUUAAGACAAGUAUUUCGCGUUACCGAAAGGUAUUAUCGCAUAGCAAUUUAAGCCGAAACAUCGGCGGAACACGAAGAAACGAUUUUUUUCAGGCGCCGUACAAAGUAGCCAUGUCCUUUAUACAGACAUAACGCGACAGAACAUAAUGUUGCACAGGCGACAUUAGACGAUUAUCAAGAUCAUUAUAAUUAUGCUUGUCAUAUUGUCGUAAUUAUGAUUAUGUUUAUUAUUAUUAUUAUUAUUAGUCUUAUGUGAUUAUUAUCGUUAUUAUUAUUAUUACUGUUAUCUCACUAUUAUACAGCAAUGAAAGAAGCGCAAGUGUGACAAGGGGGAAGCGGGGAAAUGAAGAAAAUUACACCGACGACAUGAUGCCUACGCAAUAAUAUAUAUACUUCUACAUAUAUACACAUAUAUACAGAGAGAAGAAAACGUAUAGAUGUGUGUGUGUAUAUAUACAUAUAUACAUAUAUAUUCUAUAAAUUUUUUACGAAAGCAUUUCGAGUCGCUAUUGCUCCUAAACGCGUAUAAACGUUGGUUUCUCUUCCUCUCUUUUCGUUUCUUGUCCUCCCGCAACAUCUCUCAAUUUCCGUCACUGGUGUCGCGAACAGCGGUCAAAAGGAGCUGGAAAACAGCGAUCGAUCGAUCCUGGGAAUCUUACCUUGACUCGAGGCUUUGCGGUAAAUUUUUAUAUUUACGAUUUGCGAUCGAGACAAGAGAAUAAGAAAGAGAAAGAGAGGAGUCGGACAGAUAUUCGCUACGAACGGCGCUUCGAGAUCGUUCACGGAUCAUCGAUCGCUGAUGAUCUGUUCGUUCUUUGCUCAGUAUUCUAGGCUGUACAGAAUACAUUCGAUGUAUUACGAUUAAACACACACGAUUCAUAGUUAACUCUCUGCGACGAAGCGGUGGUGCAGCAGCGCAGCGCUAAUAAAUGAUAGGAGGGAGGGGGGGAUGAAAACGCAGCUUUCAAUUCCGCAGAUGACGAUUUUUUGAUUGUUAAAUUAUCAGUAGUACACGCAGCGCACGUGGAUUCUCGCACUUAGGUACACGGCAGGAGUUGUACGUACGAUUAAGUACGAUUCUUUAGAAGGAGGGAAGAGAGUCCGGCGUGAUCCCGAUCGAGAGCGACCACGUUCACUGCACGAAAUCUGUCUCGAAUCACUGACAUAUGACAAAAAUACAUAUCAUCGCCUGGCUCUGUCGCCAUAUCAGUUUCAAUUAAAGAAAAUAAAAGUGGAAGUGUAAAUUGAGGGGGCUGGUUCCUCUCUCGAGAAAUAUUACAAGUCUAUAAAAAGACACCCUACUCCUUAACUGGUACGGCAUUAUCUAUUAGAAUAUCACAUUAUAAAUAGAAUGGGGAAUUUUUUCUUUUCUUUAUUUGUGCCUUAAAAAUAAAUAAUAUCUACAUUUUUGUUUUUUUUUUUUUAUUUUAGAAAUAAACUGAGAGCAAUAUUCCAGUGUCGUACCAAUUAAGGAUUAUCUCCCUCGGUGUCUUCUCAAUCAAUAUCGCUAUUUUUAUAGACGGAUAUAAAGAAUAUGAAGAAGCAAUGCUCAUAAUUUUAUCAUAUAUGAUACUAAAUAAAUAAUCACGACAAAUUAAGAAUAUAUUAU
Camponotus floridanus (Florida carpenter ant) is the source of this 9850-nucleotide messenger RNA. RefSeq names its product potassium voltage-gated channel subfamily H member 6 (gene sei). Gene Ontology annotation, cellular component: membrane. The record is from RefSeq and is a predicted model, not a curated record. The transcript has 24 exons. Gene Ontology annotation, biological process: potassium ion transmembrane transport; membrane repolarization during action potential. Gene Ontology annotation, molecular function: inward rectifier potassium channel activity. NCBI's taxonomy places the organism in Eukaryota, Metazoa, Arthropoda, Insecta, Hymenoptera, Formicidae. Bases 2456 to 6676 code for a protein of 1406 amino acids.